Molecule: messenger RNA, 617 nt
Organism: Laetiporus sulphureus 93-53
Lineage: Eukaryota; Fungi; Basidiomycota; Agaricomycetes; Polyporales; Laetiporaceae
Exons: 6
Coding region: 20-511 (163 amino acids)
Source: RefSeq, a predicted model, not a curated record
CUUACAUACGUCACGAUAUAUGGCCAUCGCUUCGGUCGUCUGCCCGGCUGUAUCUGACCUGAUCGUGGUCCUUGUGACUUGGUACAAAACAUUUCGACUCGCCAUAGAAGUGCGGAAGUUACGGUUUAAAGGAUCGAUUGCGACGAUGCUGAUGAGAGAUGGCACGCUCCACUUCAUGGCCCUUUUACUUCUCAACAUCUUCAAUAUCCAAUCCCAGUUUUCAGGGAGUCGGUAUUCAGGCUGCGCCGCAAUUUUCCUGCUACCAAUGACAUCAGUCCUGGUGUCACGCUUCAUCCUCAAUCUACGCCAGGUGUCUCUCGGCAGCGCGGGCUUGAAUACGAUUUCUCACAGCACCGUGGACACACCAGACCUUCCCUCUCGCCUGGUUGGCAACUUUGGCUCCGAGCUCCAGGACACGUCUCUUGUUUUUGAGGAUGUCGAGGAUAGCAUGGAGGACGAGCAGAAUGGAAGCGAGGACUGUGAGGCCUACGAGUUGGCGCAGGGGCAGUAGUCAUCGUACAAGCUCUGCAAUCGUUUCCGACAUUGCCGACUCUGGCUGUAGCCCCAAUUUGCACCUUGACAUAAUUUAUCGGUCGCGAUCUAUCGCGAUAUCCGAG